UGUGGUGUCCCAACGUGCUGUUUGAUUGGACGUCCCCUCCGGUCGUUACCAGGGGCGUGGAACCAUGCGAGCUGAAUGGGGAACACAUUUGUGUUUCUCACCGUUGUAUUAACCUAACUAACUUAAUGGGGAGCGACGAUGACAAGCGAAAACUACUGUCCGCGUAAAUUAAUUGCCGAGGAGAAGCAGGAAAACUAACAUUUCCCGUGUCUUAAAGCGGCCCACUGGACUUUAAAUAACGUACAUGCUCCGCAUACAGUAGAAACCGCGGAGAGACUCGGCAUCGUUAUCUGCAACCGAAGCAAGGGAUGAGAGGACUUGAAAGGAGAUACAUACAACAUAUUCGUCGUUUUUUUCUCGUUAAUAUGAGGUAUAUGGUCACUUAGUAAAGACUGAGUUGAACCUAUAUUCGUUUACGGUCUUUGGGGUAGCUUUUGUACGUGAAAAUGGGGACACUAUGCAGAUAGGGCGUUAUAAAGUCCACCUUUUGCCAUGGACAAUCGGCUAACGUUAGCGAUGUUUUUCUAACACUGGACCUGGCAGUUCUGUCUGUGUCGUGUAUCGUUAGCGUGGGUUUAGCCGAGGUUUUUUGGUCGGUUUUCUUCGCUUUUUGAACAUAGCUCCUGAUAUCGAAUGAAAUCUCGUCUGUCACUGUUUAAGGGCCUUUGCUGGCAAACUGCGUCACCGAGUGGGCGCUGCAGGUAUUCAUCUCUACUGUAAAUCUACAUCUUGGAAGUCUAGCCAUGGCACGAAUGACCUGGAAACCAAAGUGACUGCACUUUUAAAUCACCAUGGAGCCAGAGGCAAAUCCAAACUCGACGGCCCACCAAGAACUGAAACAUCCAUCUGUACCCAACUCAAAGUGUGAAAUGACUAUGAAUAUGUACAAGGCCAUGGGUGAUGGAAAUGUCAAUCUUGUGGACUCAGUAGUGAGAGAAGGGACUGAUGCCAGUGCACACCCUUCCUCCAGUUAUCAGAGGAAUGUGCAUCAGAGAUUCAUCAGGAGAAGUCUGUGGUUCUCGGAACCAGAUGAGCAGGCAUUUGAAGCACCUGAAUGCAAUAACAGGGAUAAGAUCCUAAACAUAAACCUGCGGACAAUAGUGGACAGGACACGAGGGACUAGCUGUGGGGUACAGGAAGGUUCCAGCACUGAAAGUCAAGGUGGCCAAAAAGACAGUGCAACAGAGAGUGCCAGUGCCGAUGAAGAGAAGGAUAAAGGUGGAGAUGCAUUAAAUCUUACAUGCAAUGAUAGUGGUAAAGCUGCUAUCAAGGCAUCCAGUGAGGAGAAUGAGGAGGAAGCAGAGAUGAAAGCAGUCUCCACAUCUCCAGGAGGAAGAUUUCUCAAAUUUGACAUAGAGCUGGGGAGAGGGUCCUUUAAGACGGUCUACAAGGGCCUGGAUACUGAGACUUGGGUGGAAGUUGCCUGGUGUGAGCUGCAGGAUCGCAAGCUGUCAAAAGUGGAACGUCAGCGCUUUAAGGAGGAGGCAGAGAUGUUGAAGGGUCUUCAACAUCCAAACAUUGUCCGUUUCUAUGACUUUUGGGAGUCACCCCUUAAAGGGAAGAAGUGCAUUGUUUUAGUAACAGAGCUCAUGACGUCAGGAACGCUAAAAACCUAUCUAAAGCGUUUCAAGGUAAUGAAGCCAAAGGUCCUGAGGAGCUGGUGCAGACAGAUCCUGAAAGGCCUGCACUUUCUCCACACCCGGACCCCUCCUAUCAUCCAUAGGGACCUAAAAUGUGACAACAUCUUUAUCACUGGACCUACAGGCUCAGUCAAAAUAGGGGAUUUAGGACUGGCAACACUAAAGGCGGCUUCCUUUGCUAAGAGCGUCAUAGGCACCCCAGAAUUCAUGGCUCCAGAGAUGUAUGAGGAACACUAUGAUGAGGCUGUGGAUGUCUAUGCCUUUGGCAUGUGUAUGCUGGAGAUGGCCACCUCAGAAUACCCCUACUCUGAGUGUCAGAAUGCUGCUCAGAUAUACCGCAAAGUCACUAGUGGAGUGAAGCCAGCCAGCUACAACAAGGUCAUGGAUCCUGAAAUCAAGGAGAUUAUUGGGGAGUGUAUCUGCCAAAAGAAAGAGGAGCGGUACACCAUCAAGGACCUGUUGAACCAUGCUUUCUUUGCUGAGGACACAGGUGUAAGGGUGGAGCUAGCUGAGGAGGAUGAUGGAAAAAAGGACUGCAUAGCCCUGAAACUGUGGGUGGAGGACCACAAGAAGUUAAAAGGGAAGUACAAGGAGAGUGGAGCCAUCGAGUUCACGUUUGACCUGGAAAAGGAUGUCCCUGAGGUUGUGGCACAAGAGAUGGUGGAGUCUGGCUUCUUCCAUGACAGUGAUGCUAAGACUGUGGGAAAGUCCAUCAGGGACCGUGUGGCACUGAUCAAAUGGAGAAGAGAGAGAACUGUGUCUGCUGCAGUUCCAGUGGAACAAGGUGAAGGGGGGGCACAGGGUCCAGAUGACAACAUCUCAGGGCAUCCCUGCUGGAGUGCACAUGUAGGACACCCUUUGCUGGAACCUGAAGAGCCAGAGGCAGACCAGCACAACAGGCUGUGUAACGUACCAGCCAGUGCCACCUCAGUGACAUCAGACGGCACACUUGAUAGUGGCAUGGGCUCCACUGUGUACUCGGAAUCCCACAGCAGCCAGCAGAGUGUCCUCUACCAGUCCCUGCUGGAGCCUAUUACUAUGGCAACACAGCAGGUCUGUAUCAGGAGCAUACACACCCAGGUGGACCAUGCCAGUUCCGCAGGUCACCCGAAUCAAACAUCUGUACAGGGCCUGGCUUCAUCCAGCACAGCAGUGCACACACCACUGCAGUGCCUCCAGCCUGGACACAGUUACCCUGCUGCUCCAUAUGCUGGCCAACACAGUGCUGCAACACCAGCUCCAGCUAGUCUAUGUUCAGUCAACGUCCAGCAUACAGUCAGUGCAGCUGGCUACACACCUCCAAGUGUUCAACAGACCCAAGCUGCAGCAAAUAUUUUAGCAUCAACUGUGCCACAACAUGUUGCACAGAGCUACCAAGCACCAUGCCACCAACAGCAGCAGGCAACAGCAGCAAGCUCUUUGACUUUUCCUUUGAAAGUCCAACAAACUCUUCAGAACUGUGUGUCUCAACAACAGGCUCACUCUGCAUCAGGAUAUCCUACUCUAGUUCAGCAACAGACUGCUGCAGCAGCAACCGCUCUGCCAGCACAGCAGCCAGCACAAAGCUACCCUCUUGCAUCUUUAGCCCCAACUAUGGCAGCCAUUGCCCAGUGUCAUGAUACUACACAAGCUCCCAGCGCACUGCAACACGUCAAACUGCCAAGUCAGCAGCCUGGUCAGAGCUCCUCGACACCAGCACUUUACAGCCAACCGAUACCCAUUCAGCAAGAGCACCAACUAAAUACUCAGUCAAAUAUACAACUAACCCAACAUGCUGAGCAGGCUCAUAUUCAGCCUCAACUCCAGCCUAGCCAAGAAACUCUGCAUACCAUACAUCAACAAAUGGCACAACAGCCUACCCAGCUUUCUCAAAGUAUUCAGUCUCCUGGUCAGCAACAAGUACACACCCUAACUCUACAGAAGCACAGUCAGAAAGCCAUGCAGAUUGCAGUUCCACAACAGAGCCAGGAUGUAUCCCAGUCUACAGUCCAACAGGUUCAUAUCCCAGCUUCUCAACUUCAUCCGACAGCACUCCCAGUUGUGCAGGUUGCAACCACACACCAGAGUUACCCUGCUGCUGGUCUACCUGAUGCUGCCUCUCAAAACUAUGCACAUUCUGCCCCCAAUGCGCUGCAGCAACAGACUGCAUUAGCUCAGAACCACUACCUGUCUGCACAGUCUACUGCUGCUCCCCAGACUUACGGAGGACAACAGAAUAUUCUUGCUGGUCAUAGCAUGUCACAGCUUGUACUAGAUGGACAGAGCCAUGGGCAGAAUCUCACCCAGUCAGCUUCAAGUGCACCAGCCCAGGCACUGCCUCCUCAACAGUCAAUGGCUCAGGCUACUGUCCAGCAACAACUCCAACCUCUGCAGAUUUCAAACUCUCUACCACCAACACAUCCAUCCCAGUUUCCUUCACAGUAUCCCACAAUCCAGGUGAUGACAGCUGUGACUGAUUGUGAAUCCUCUUACCCUCACUCCUGCACUGCCCCUCACCCUUCAAGCUCCUCUUCUUUUAAUCACAUCUUCCUUUCUCCUGGACAGACUCUCCCUGUGGCCCCCUCUGUGUCCCCCCUUUCUCCUCUGCACAUUGAAAAUGUGUUAGUUUCACCCACUCCAGUGUCCCUCAUACCUUCCCCCUCACCAAUGCUGGUUAGGGUGGGACCCACAUCCCCACAGCACCAGCCCACCACUGUUCUGCAGCAGAGUGUUAGAUCUGAAUCUUCUCAUUCACAACCUGCAUUUAUAUCAGCACCAGUCACCCAGCCCAUACACACAUACCCACAUGCCACGUGUCAGAACACACACCCUCCCACAAAUGGCAGCAAUCAGCCUCUAAUGCAGCAGGUUCAGCAGGCCCAAAUCAGCAAUCCUGAGCUUGUCUCCUCUGCUCAGCCAGUCCAGCCCGCUCAGCUCACCCAACCUGCAGUCUUCUCCUCACCUUUGCUGAAUGGGUCAGACCCAUGCACAGUCACUACUGCAGCCCAGCUCGACAACAAUAAUCCAUGCCAGCUGGCCCUGCAGGCCCAGAGUCAGGUUCAGAGCCAGAUUCCUGUGCUUCAGCCCUCUGACUUUCAGAGAGCGUCAUCUGGGUCUGGUAGUUCCAGUCUGACUCAGCAGAAACAGCUCAGUAGUCUCACUGGAGCUGCAGGUCAGGGUCCAACAGAGACCAACACUGAGGAUCAAGCUGCAGAGAGACACACUGAAGGACAUAGCUAUGACAGUCUCAACUCUGAUGCCACGUCAGGGAAGGAGAUGAGUGACGGUUACGAGGGGACAUAUGGAGGUAAAGGCGAAGGGAAAAUCCGCAAACACCACCGCAGGUCUACACGCACUCGUUCUCGGCAAGAGAAGACUAGCAGGCCAAAGCUCAGCAUGCUCAAUGUGUGUAACACUGGCGAUAAGAUGGUAGAAUGUCAGUUGGAAACUCAUAACCACAAAAUGGUUACUUUCAAGUUUGACCUGGAUGGAGAUGCACCGGAAGAGAUUGCUACAUACAUGGUGCAGAAUGAUUUCAUUCUGCCUUUAGAAAAAGAAGUGUUUAUCGAGCAACUGAAGGACAUUGUGGACAAGGCUGAGGACUUGCUGAGUGAAGACGCCGAGAGUGAGAGGAACUCUGACCAAGGAGGCAGUCCCAAACAGUGUGAGGGAGCUGGCGCUCUGGGAACAGAGGGAUUGAAGGCUUUCGCACCCAGCACACCACAGCUGGUGUACCAGCAAAAUGUCCUCCACACUGGCAAACGCUGGUUUAUCAUCUGCCCUGUCGCUGAGACGCCUAUGUUGGAUAAAGAGAAGACUACAUCUCACACCUCUACAGCCCAGGAAUCUGAAAAGUCUGCCUCAUCAUCAGUCAGGCCCAACAGCAACACGACUGCAGUGUCUCCCCCAGUCACGUCUUUAUGCUCCCAAAGCCCAUCCUCCUCCUCUCUGCUCCCUGCAGCUCAGACCUCAGUGCAAUCUCAAGACCAAAACAUUGAAAAAACACGGAUCCAGCAGCCUCAGCCCUGUAUAAAUAAACAUCCCCUUGCUGCUGUUGGUGCCAGCCAUCACAACGCCCUUCCUGUGGAAGAGCCUUGCAUCUCUGCUGUCUCUAUGGUAACGGACAUUCCAUGCUGCGCUAUUGUGCCACCUGUCUCUCUGAAUGUGAAUGCUAUUGAUAAAGAAGCAGUUAGUGGUUUGACCUCUUCUCAAACUAAUCAGGCCAACCAGAAGGCCAGUCCUACUGGAGAACUACCCCCUCAGCUGGCCUCCCAUCAGUCUGUGGUCCUGCAGCAACCUUAUGCCACGCCCAUGCAGCCUGGGACAGUCACCUCCCAGCCCCAGAGUCCAGCCCAUCAGAACUCCCAGUCCACAAGCCACCCACAGCCAGUAAGUGGGGGGCCAGGAGAGUCGGACAGUGAGGGACCACGCAGAGUGGAGUUUGCAGACCGCACCAUCAAGACAUUGGAUGAAAAGUUGAGAAACCUGUUGUACCAGGAGCAUACUCCCUCCCAGCCCUCUAGCACUGCAUCUGACCCCCAGGCCUCCAGUACAGAGGGAGUAAGCUCACCUCCAGUCUCAGAAGGCCAAAGCACCGAGGGAGCACUUACAAAAAAGAAGGGGGAGCAGCUGCCUCAGAUUCCUGAGAGCACAGAUAGCGUGGGUGCACUAAGUGACUCUUCAGUGGCAGCCAUUAACAGGGGUUUGAACAGAAGAGAUGUGACCACCAGCUCCAGUUCAUAUAGCUCCAAAAGCCGUUUUCAAAUCAUCCCCACUCCACCAGAUGCCAUUUGUCGUUUAGAGAAAAGCAAGACGACUUGCAGUUCCCCAGCACCCUCUAGUGGUUCUGGAGGGUCUCACAGCCAGACCCAGGGCCCAGGCAGGAAAGAGGACUGUGUGGCCAUGGGCAGAUCUGUGACAGCUGCAGCCUGUCCUGAGAAUGCGGGAACAUCCAAACUCCACAGUAGUAACCGUUACUCUGCCCCACCAAACUUCUACCAAGCCACCCCCACUUCCAGCCCUGAUGUCACCCCAGGCCAUAUUCCCCGGGCCCAGACGAUCGAUACGCCGACUCAUCACAACUACCACCACUCCUCUCACCACUACUCUGACUCAGCAGAUGAAGAUAGCAACAGCAUAGCCCUUCCUCCAGCCCACCCCGCUCCCCCAGCUCAUGCCCUGUCUGAGCACAGUGGAAGCGACCUCAUGAAGAGGGCAGUGGCCUUCCUGCGGCGCUCUGGUCGGAGCAAAAGUGAGCAGAGCUCUGAUUCACCGAGCCGACCGCCCGCGGCAAUGAAUGGUCACGCUCCCUCGCCUUCUGCAGGACAUGCCCACUCAUCCUACAUCAGCAGUGACAAUGACUCUGAGUUUGAGGAUGCAGAUAUGAGGAAAGAACUGCAGAAGCUGAAAGAAAAACACAUGAAGGAGAUCUCUGAGCUGCAGGCGUUCCAGAGAAGUGAGAUUGAGCAUCUGUACACUGAGCUGGGCAAAACACUGCCCCCCAAUGUCGGCCUACUUCAUGCUGCACCCCCAAGUGGUCGCAGGCGCAAGGCCAGCAAACACAAGCUGAAGGCUGGAAAACUGCUCAAUCCGAUGGUGCAGCAGCUCAAAAACAAUCUUAACACCUCCACAGAGAGGAAAGGUGAGAGUGCUGCCAGUUCAUCCAGCUCCCCGGCGAAAAGUUCAGUUCUGUCAGAUGGCUCUGCCCACUCCAGUGGCAGCUCUAGCUCCAGCAAUGAGCCCAGUGCAGCCCCAGAGCAGGUCCACACCCAGCAACCCUGUUCCUUAAAGGGCUCUUUCUCCUCAGACAACAUCUACGCUGGGCUACACGGCGAUGGGACAGCCAACCAAGCUGGCCCUGGCCAAGGCUGGACGGUUUACCACCAAACGUCAGAGAGAGUCACCUAUAAAUCUAGUAGCAAACCACGCACUAGAUUCCUCAGUGGACCUGUGUCUCUGUCCAUCUGGUCCACUCUGAAACGACUAUGUCUAGGCAAAGAGCGCAGUAGUAGGUCUACUCUCAACACCACCACAGCUCAGACAGCCUCCAAUCAGACACAGGCGUCACUCACCACAGCUACACCGUCACCAUCUCCCCAGCCAAUCACACAGCUCGCUCAGGUCCAGACCAACAACAGCAACAACAAGAGAGGCACGUUCACCGAUGAUCUUCACAAACUGGUAGAUGACUGGACGAAGGAGACUGUUGCUGCAGCUAAUCAACCACGCCCCUCCCUCAACCAGAUCAAACAGCAGAGACGCCAGCAGGACCUGGAGGGCAGAGCGCCACCCAUGGGAGCAGCUACACAUGAGAUGAAAUGCCAUGUUGGUCCACGCAAGUUCCAGCUGCCUCUUUCCUGCCCCCUGACAGCUGCUUUAGGCCCUGAUGGAUUGCCAUAGUGGUGAGAUGUACCGUUGCCUUGCAGAAACAAAUGGUUAAUGUACGACUGAUGAGAGAAGAAAAAAAAAAAAUUACGCCAGCAGCCAAAUCCACUCUUUCGGGUCAAAUGGUUCAGUCGGACACAGCCUCUUUUUGAUAGGACAACUGAUGCAUUGGGCAGCACAAGAGUUGGCAAUGUUGUAGCCUUGUGCUCAGACGAAAGGUGGUGUCCAGAGCCAUAUAUACUGUACAUAGUUCUUUCUACAGAAUAUGCCUCUGGAAGUGUUCUGAUCAGAAUGUAGCAAUUAAUAUGUGAAGGCUUGAGGCUUAAAAGUGCAAUUUAACCCCCUCCACAAAGCUUUGAUCGUGGCCUUGCCACAAGCCUUAUCUCUGGUGUGCGCCAGGAGCAAGCUGAAGAGUUGAACAAAGUUACAAAUCACCAAGCAACAGACAAGUUACCUUGUAAAGUAUAAACAUUACAAACCAAGCAAACAACUCACUACUGCUAAAUGUUCUUUCAACCUGGCUAUCCUACUACUCAGCAUACACUAUAUGUGAAAUGUUUUGUGCGAUCACCAGUUAGGUCUGAUGUUUUUUAAAUUAUUUGAUGUUUAAAGCUUGACUUUUUAAUGCUGCUAUUGUCUGAGGUGAUUCCACUGUACAGUUAAGCAUUACAGUCACAUGAGAUGGUACUUAAAUGAAAACAACUCCUCAAAUUAAAUUCACGAAUGAGACCCUCACAAAGCAGUGUUUUGCCCUGUUGACAUUUUGAUGUGUUUAUUUUCCAAGUUGCUUUGGAUGACAGCAUUAUUUUUUUUCAAUUUUCUUUUCAGUGAUUCAGAAUUCAAAUGAUACUUGAUGCGGGAGAUUUGCACAACAAUACAGUAUAGUCUCCCUUAAUUCUAACCUGUUUAAGAGUUUCCUACACUGUAUAUAGUGGGUUUCACCGCCUGUACUUUUUUAUCACUGACGAGCAUGGCCAACUUUUCAUGUUUCACAAAGCAAAGAAACAAUACAGCUACAAUGGUUAAAUAUUUUACAUCUCAACACAUUUGAAAGGUUUCAGCACCCCGAUGUCUGCCAAGCUGUGAAUUGUACAGUUUUCUUGUAGUUUAUAUUUGUAAAUUUUUCUUUUUUUUUUUGACUGUUUAGAGGUGGUGGUGGGGGAGGGGUUGCUUUGAUGUAUAUUAUUCCAUAAAUUCAGUUUGAAUUGGACUUUUAUAGGAUAUUAUGCAGAGUCUUCUGCUUUGGUGAAAUACUUCCAGUAGUAAGAGAUUUCUGUUCUCUGUCACUUGUAUCUGGUUUUGUUCCACUUCCUUGGUUGCCAACUCAUGGUUAGCAGAGGAAGGAAUAACUAUUGUUUGCAUAUUCAUUUGGAUGCAGUGUUUAAACGGAUGGAGCUGAGAUUACGGAGGAGGAGGAGGAGGAGGAGGAGGAGGAGGAGGAGGAGUAGGAGCAGUCCUGACACUUUCUACUCUGCUCAUCUCACUUCUCUCUGGACAAUAUUGCCCCCUGGUGAAUCUGCUCUGAUGAUCAAAGGCUUGUAUUCAAACUGUGUGGGAUUGCUUCUGCCUGCUGAAUGUCCCACUGCAUUACCCCACCCAACCCUGCUGCACUCUAAUCAUCACAGACUGUAUGUUGAGAGAGAAAUAAAUAUUAUUUUGUGCUUGAUA
Messenger RNA from Perca flavescens (yellow perch), 9671 nucleotides. Its product is annotated as serine/threonine-protein kinase WNK2. Gene Ontology annotation, biological process: protein phosphorylation. The record is from RefSeq and is a predicted model, not a curated record. NCBI's taxonomy places the organism in Eukaryota, Metazoa, Chordata, Actinopteri, Perciformes, Percidae. Gene Ontology annotation, molecular function: ATP binding; protein serine/threonine kinase activity.